UUCCCGCCAAUUCUUGCGGAAGCCUACUGGGGCAAUCCCGCCGUUUGACCCAGCCGAGCAUCCCGGGCUCCAUGGAGGCGUUUAACCCAGCCGAGCUUCCCGAGCUGCUUAAGCUUUAUUACCGGAGGCUCUUUCCCUACGCCCAGUACUAUCGCUGGCUCAACUAUGGCGGAGUGAUAAAGAAUUACUUUCAACACCGUGAAUUUUCAUUCACACUGAAAGAUGAUAUCUAUAUUCGCUACCAAUCCUUCAACAACCAGAGUGAUCUGGAAAAGGAGAUGCAGAAAAUGAAUCCGUACAAAAUUGAUAUAGGCGCGGUCUAUUCCCACAGACCCAAUCAACAUAAUACAGUGAAGCUGGGAGCUUUCCAGGCUCAAGAAAAAGAACUGGUGUUUGACAUUGACAUGACAGACUAUGAUGAUGUGAGGAGAUGUUGUAGUUCUGCAGACAUAUGUUCUAAGUGCUGGACUCUCAUGACAAUGGCCAUACGCAUCAUCGACCGAGCAUUGAAGGAGGACUUUGGAUUUAAGCAUCGCCUCUGGGUAUAUUCUGGAAGAAGAGGUGUUCAUUGUUGGGUCUGUGAUGAGUCAGUUAGAAAAUUGUCCUCUGCAGUACGGUCUGGGAUAGUUGAGUAUUUGAGUCUUGUAAAGGGUGGUCAAGACGUUAAAAAGAAAGUUCACCUAAGUGAAAAAAUUCACCCUUUUGUCAGAAAAUCUAUAAACAUAAUAAAUAAAUACUUUGAAGAAUAUGCCUUGGUUGAUCAAGAUAUUCUUGGAAGUAAAGAAAGCUGCGAUAAGAUUUUAGCUCUUGUUCCUGAAACAAUUCAUGAUGAGCUUCAACAACUCUUCCAAAAGCAUCACGGUUCACUUCAGCGUUGGGAGCUUUUGAAGAAAGUAGUCAAAUAUCCGAAUGACAUAAAAAAUGACAAAUGUGGACCCUGGCUUGAAUGGGAGAUCAUGCUCCAGUACUGUUUUCCACGGCUGGAUAUCAAUGUUAGCAAAGGAAUCAAUCAUUUGCUAAAGAGCCCUUUUAGUGUUCAUCCUAAAACAGGUCGAAUAUCAGUGCCUAUUGAUUUACAGAAAGUGGAUCAGUUUGAUCCGUUUACUGUUCCAACCAUAAGCUCCAUUUGCCGUGAAUUAGAUGCCAUUUCCACUAAUGAAGAGGAAAAAGUGGAGAACAAAGCUGAAUCAGAUAUCAAACAUAGAACCAGAGAUUAUAAGAAGACCAGUCUAGGUCCUUAUGUAAAAGUUUUUGAACAGUUUCUUGAAAACCUGGAUAAAUCUCGAAAAGGAGAACUUCUCAAGAAGAGUGAUUUACAAAGAGACUUCUGAAGAUAACAACUCCCCUUCAACCAAUGUGUAUAACUUCUACCUUCAACCACAAAUCAAAUACUUCAAGAGACAUUAAAUAUAUAUGGCAGAAACAUGUAUACAUUUUAAUGCUCAAAGCAAAAUUUCCUUUUCUUGAGAAAUAAUUAUGUUUAAAAGAGUCCUAAUACCACCAAAGUAGAGUGUCCAGGUUGCUGGAAGGAAGAAUAAUGGGAGGAAUAAGUGGAUUGCAGAUAAAUUUGUAAAAAUUUAAUAUUAUACAAAGAUAAUUCUUAGAUUUCUGUCAUAAAUACUUCUACCAGUUGCAAUAUAUAGAGGUAACUGAGCAGUAAUAUGCCCAAGACUUUAAUCUCAGCUUGCUGGAUACAGCGUCCUUACUUCCAGAGUGAAUAUUCAAGGUGAAUGAGGGCUUUGUCCUUAAGUCUUAGACACUUAAGUUAAUUAUACCUGCAGUGUGUAUUCAGUCUCUUCUUUGCUUAGUAAUAUUUUUAUAGGUCACCUCACAGCCAAUCUUUUAAAAAUCAUUUUAAACUGAGUAUCUAAACCUACCAAAACUUUAAUCCAAAAGGUGUGAGUUACUAGAUUAUUAUAAUAUGGCCUAGUAGAGUAUUGUUUACAACUAUUGCAAUUGUAGCUCCUUCUUAGGUUAGAGAACAAUUGGAACAAUCAGAUUAGUUUACAUGGUAAAGCAGCAGCUUAGAAAAAAUAACCAACUUAACCAACAAAAAAUGUGUUAUACUUGUCAAGACACUUGGACCUUCAGUAUUUCCAGAAUAUGUCCAGAUAUUUAAAUUUAAUUUUAAAGUUUUCAUUUCUUCCGUAUUUGAUUUUGUGUGAUAGAUUGUAAAGUAUCAGAUUUCUUUUUUUCUGGUUUUACAACAAGUCUAAACAAAACAGCCAUUCUGGUUUGCAUUCUGUCUUCUGAGAAACACUGGGAAGCAAGCUAUCAGGCUGUUACUUUCCGUAAUUUAUGAAAAUUUUCCUUACUUUGCAUUUCCUUUACCAUUGUUUUCUCUAUAGCUACACAGCCUUAUAUAAAACACUAUAACGCAGUCAACAUACUGAAAUGCCUUACAUUUCUUUUGCUUCUAAUUUUUUAAGAAAAAUAUUAAAGAUUAUUGUGUGAAAUUCCA
This is a messenger RNA of Miniopterus natalensis, 2461 nucleotides long. RefSeq names its product DNA primase subunit 1 (gene PRIM1). Lineage: Eukaryota; Metazoa; Chordata; Mammalia; Chiroptera; Miniopteridae. Gene Ontology annotation, biological process: DNA replication, synthesis of primer. The record is from RefSeq and is a predicted model, not a curated record.